AAAUGUGACACGCUAACUCGGAGAGCUCGGAGGUUAGACAUUUGGCGACGAAAGCUUAAAGGGGGUUUGUUACGUUUAGAUCUUCGACCAUGCUCAUCAAAGUAAAGACACUCACUGGCAAGGAGAUCGAAUUAGACAUAGAUCUCGAAGACAAGAUCACUCGAAUCAAGGAGAAGGUCGAAGAGCAGUCCGGUGUGCCACCACAACAACAGAGACUGAUCUUCGGAGGGAGACAAAUGCCGGAUGAUAAAACCGCUAAGGAGUUCAAUAUCACCGCUGGAUCAGUUCUGCAUCUUGUCCUUGCUCUACGUGGCGGCUUUUGAGAUCAGACCUGCGGAGAGGUGUAUCAGAGAUGCGCUCUAACAAAGGAGUUUAAUCAUGAGAUGUAGGAUUUCGUGCGUUGUUAGAUAUCAUUUGAUUUUCACUUGCUAUCACAUCGCUUGUCUUCCAUCAUC
Molecule: messenger RNA, 455 nt
Organism: Suillus subaureus
Lineage: Eukaryota; Fungi; Basidiomycota; Agaricomycetes; Boletales; Suillaceae
Product: ubiquitin-related domain-containing protein
Exons: 5
Coding region: 90-323 (77 amino acids)
Biological process (GO): regulation of proteolysis; modification-dependent protein catabolic process; protein neddylation
Cellular component (GO): cytoplasm; nucleus
Molecular function (GO): protein tag activity; ubiquitin protein ligase binding
Source: RefSeq, a predicted model, not a curated record